Molecule: messenger RNA, 9783 nt
Organism: Portunus trituberculatus (swimming crab)
Lineage: Eukaryota; Metazoa; Arthropoda; Malacostraca; Decapoda; Portunidae
Biological process (GO): G protein-coupled receptor signaling pathway
Cellular component (GO): membrane
Molecular function (GO): adenylate cyclase inhibiting G protein-coupled glutamate receptor activity
Source: RefSeq, a predicted model, not a curated record
UCUCGGUCCGAGACAGCAUCGCAGAGGCCAGUGACGUGUUGGCCGCGGUGUGGAGUGGUUAUGCGGUGCGCGCUGUGGUGUGGUGCACGUGACUGCUUACUUCACUUAUCGAAAUAACACAUUACAUCCAUCAAAUCUUUGAAAGAACAUUACGAAGGACUACAUUCCUCAGUGGCCGGUGAUGUAUAUUUGAGACUUAGGAGACACGCCAUGAUCGGUCAACGUACAAUGUUGGCGUUCAUACGGGCAAGACACAUCCCUUCCCUCUCUCCCUCUUCCUCCUCCUCAUGCCCCUUGCUCCUGGCGCUCCUCCUGCUGGCGGGGGCGGGGCAGGGACGUCUCAUGGACACCUGCGAGAUACGGCCCCGCCAGGUGACCCUCAACCCUGAUGCCGAGGCCUUCAUUGGCGUGGUGGUGGGCGCGUCACGGGCGGGCGAUGGCCUGUACGGAUGCGGGCAGUGGCGUGGCGCGGGCAUAGCAGCCUACAAUGCCCUCAGGUGGAGUCUGGCAAGAAUCAACUUGGACACAGGCGGCCUCGGCUCCAGGAUCGUCAGUGACUCCUUCGUUCCUGGGGUGAAGUUUGGCCUACAUGUGUACGAUUCCUGCGGGCGUGACUCGAGGGCGGCUGAGGGCUUGGGCGAGGUGUUCCCGGUGCUGCGUGAGGGGCCUUCAUCAGCCUCCUCGUGUCCCUCCGCCUCUUCCUCCGUCUCCUCCUCAUCCAACGACACCCUUCGAUCCUUGGGCGUGAUGGAUCUGACGGGCGCCACAGCCACCCACCCCAGCCUGGCUUCCCUCCUGCGCCAGUACAAGGUUCCCGUGCUUCACCUGCCGCCCGCCACCCUGCUGCCGCCCCUGCACAGAGGACAGGCGCUGGUGGAGUUCCUCGGUCAGCUCGGGUGGACCUCCGCCAGCCUGCUCACGGCCCAAGACCAGUACUCCCUCAGCGUCGCCAAGGUAGUGACUGAGGAGGCGCCUGCAAGAAACGUUUGUCUUAGCACUGUGGUGAAGGUCCCGUCCCUCACGCAGGACGAUCCCCAGCCCGACCCAGCCCAGGUGGAGCUGCAGUACCGCCACCUUGUGAGGACAGCGGUGGCCAGCGGGCGUGUGUCGGGCGUGGUGGUGGUGGCUACGGGUCAAGUACUCCUUCAGAUUCUGCGAGCCAUGCAAGCUGAGAGCUCCAACACCCGCAGCUUGGUGUGGCUCUUGUCUGACUUGCCCGAAGAUGACCUUGACCUGGUGCGGGACAUAGCGCGUCUGGUUAAGGGACUGCAGGUGGUGGGCACUGCACCACCUGCCUUUGAGGAGUUUGAGGAGCACUGGAGGACCCUUCAGGACGUCAAGCUAGAGCCCACCCCAGACAAUGAGUGGGUGUUAAGUUACCUGCAGCAGGAGAAAGGCUGUUCACUGGACCCUGAGCUGGUUGACAUAGAAGAGAAUGGCACUGUCAAGCCUCCACCAGUGUGCCUAUCCUUUCGCAUGAAAGAGGAUGAACUUGACAUUCUGGCACGCACCCGAGCUGUCCUGGCGCCGGUACAUGGUCUCUUCACUCUCCUCACUGCCCUCAAGAAUGCGUGGCGACUCAAGUGCAGGAACAGGCGAGGUGCUUGUCCCAAACUCCAGGAGAUGAGUCAUGAGGAACUUCUGUCAGACUACCUGGGUCCCCUGAGGUUCCAGCACAAUGGGCCAGGGAGCCGCAGCAUGAGGGGCCUGACGGGGGGCAAGCUGCGGAGUGAUAGUACCAGCAGACUCUCCGGGUCUGUGGUUGGCCUGUAUGGCAUCCUACCUGAGAGAGGCAACAAUACAGUGUCUGUCAGGCAGGUUAUGUCAUUUGACAACUCCACAGUAGAUGUACUUUCUCCUGCUCUCCUGCCACGUGCCUCCACCUGUCCCAAAGGCACCUGUGAAACUUGCCUCACCCUUUCCAGUAAUUUUAUGGAGCAGCAGAAUGUGACAGUGGUCUCAGAGGCAGAGCAGCACAUCUUCAUGCCAUCAGUGGACCAUGUGGUGGUGGUGGGUCUCUUUCCCAUACAUGAGCCCUCCCCUGAUGGUGCAGACUGUAGCGUGGCAGUGAAUGGAGCCACCCUGCAGGAGGUAGAGGCCUUCCUGUGGGCGGUGGAUCAGAUCAACCAGCAUGCCCAGCUGCUGCCCUCCACCACCCUCGGGGCACUUGUCCUGGACACCUGCGGCUCAAGGAUCCGCACUAUGAACCAAGUCACAAGCUUGGUCAAGAGUUCACUACCAGGAAUCAACAUAAACCUCGAUGAUGUGCGUGCACUGGUGACCUCACUUGACCCAGAGACAGCACGAGUGGCAGGGGAGAUGCUGUCCUCCCUCAACGUGACCUCCAUUAACAUGGGUCCCUCGCAGGCACACUCACCUUAUACCCUGCAGAUGAGUCCUCCCAUCAACAUGGAAGCAGAGGCCAUGGUGCAGAUACUGCGUUUCCUUGGCUGGGAUUAUGUGUCACUGGUUGUGUCAUCUGAAGACACAGAAAAUGUGGCUGGUGCUGAGGCAUUUCGCACUGUGGCCCAAGCGUCCAGGAUAUGUGUGGCUCUUGAUCUCAAGAUGGCCCCUCUUGAUCCUCUGGCUUCUGCCACCCUUGCUGACCAGAUGGUGGAACAACUGAUAGAAAAAGCAGCAGGUGGUGCUCGGGGCCUUGCCCUCUUCCUGACCCUUGAGGACACACGAGUGUUGCUCCGAGCAGUGCAGCGUGCAGUAGUGACCAGCCGACUCCUCAGGCACCAACUGGUCCUGCUUGCCCCCUCAACUUGGGGCAACAACAAAGAAAUGCUUCAGGAAUUUGAGGGUGACCUGGGUGGAGUGUUGGUGCUGAGAGAUGGUCAGAGGGACGUCAGGGAUUUCAUUGCUCACUACCGCCUGCUCACCCCUGAGAAGAACACCCGCAACCCUUGGUUCACCCAGUACUGGCGGCAGGAGUUUGGUUGUGUGGGUGAGGAGUGCCAUGAGGGAGUGCCACUCCCUGUGGUGCCAUACAUCUCGAUGCCAUCAACACCACGUGUGGUGCAGGCACUGUUCUCAUUUGGAGCAGCCCUCACCCAGCUGAUUGAACACCUCUGUCCCCAACAUGAUGGCACUCUCUGUCCUGGUUUGCCUAAGUGGCGGCAGAGAACUGUCCUCAAUGAAUUUCUGCGCAACACUGAGGUUUCGCGUGUGGACAAGCCAUCUGAGUACUUCCAGUUUACGGAGAAUUUCCAUGGCAAUGCCCCCUUGGAAGUGCUGAGCCUUGUCCGCCGCCCCUCGUCCCAGCUGUCUCCCACCUAUGAGUAUGAGAAGGUGGGCAGAUACGUGGACAGCCGCCUAACUCUUGGCAAUGCAAUGAUGGAGUACCACAAUGGCUCUUUCACUCGUAUGGAUGAGAUGGCUUCCACCUGCCUAUCCAGCUGCUCCACCUGCCAUCACCAGGCCUCAGAUUACCUGUUGGUGGACUCCCCAGAUAAACUGUACCUGGCAGUGACUCUCAGUGUGCACCAGAAGGGUGAGCGACCCCUGGAGUGUGGCAGCCUGGAUGGGGACAAGGGAAUCCAAGGUGUUGAGUCAGUGCUGUGGGCUCUGGACCGCCUCAACAAUGACCCCAAAGUGCUGCCAGGAGUGACCCUUGGUGCCAUUGUGCUAGACGCCUGCCGCAGUAAGGAGAAGAUUGUGAGAGAUCUGACUAACUUCCUCACUGGACGCACCUCAGAGAGUGUGAGGAAGAAGGUGCCCUCAGUGGACAGCAUCAUGGGACUGGUGGCUGCUGGGGAAGGAGAGGAAGUGCGGCAGGUGGUGGACGUCACACAGCCCUAUGCCAUCACCACCAUUGCCACACAGGCCACUGCCACUGCCUAUGCCAACACCCACCGCUUCCCUACCAUGCUGCGCCUUGCCCCUCCCAACAGUGUGGUGGGACGGGCCAUUGCUUCCCUGUUGCUGUAUUGGCGGUGGGAAGUGUUCAGCAUUGUGUACUCAGAAAGCAACACUCAGACUGACAUUCAGAAGCAUCUGGUGAAGGCAACAGAGACCCAUGGACUGAAGCCAAUCCUGAAGGAGGCCAUUCCUCUCAAGGUGGAGGAAGGGGAAUACAUGCUGGCAGUGUGGCGGCGGCUGGCUGAGGCGGCAGCAGCAGGUGCUCGUGUGGUGGUGGCACUGCUGGAGCCUCACCAUGCUGGCCCCUUCCUCCAAACGGCUGCUGCGUUGCGUGCCCGCGGCCUGGUCCAUCAAGGAGACCUGGUGUUUAUCAUGGCUGAGUCCCCCUGGCCCUACAUCAACCAUGAGAGUGAAGCACUGGGCAUGAUGGUGGUGCAACCUAUCAGCAGCCAUGUGCCGGAGUUCCAGAGUUAUUUCAAGAGCCUAUCCUUGGCUAACCACACCGCCUACCCGUGGUUCCAUGAGUUCUGGGCACAGACCUUCCGCUGUCAGGGUGCCAGCUGCUUCACAGGGGCAGCACGCAAUCUCUCCAACUAUAAACUGCACCAGGCAGAAGAGGUGGUCAACACAGCCAGUGCUGUCACCCUUCUGGGCCAUGCUCUGGAGAGGUGGCGGCGAGAAGCGUGUCCAGGACUGGCCAGUGGAGUGUGUGAGGAGUUGACGUCCGACUCACAAUUCCGAGACAAGCUCUUCAUGUACACACGUUCGCUAACCAGCCACGGGGCAGAUGAUCGCCCCAUAGCCUUCACUGUGGAGGGCCACAACAGUGUUGCUGCCUUGCAGAUACUCAACUUCCGGCACAUGGAGAAUCGUGGAAGCUCUGGGUUGGUGCGAGUGGGCAUGUUUAGCGAGGGGGAGGGCCUGGCACUCAAUGGUUCCCUAGUGAUGACCUAUGAUGCAGAGGGGCGGGCAAAAGGCAUGGCAGAAGUGCGCUCAAGGUGCCUUGAUGUGGAAAUAUGUGGGAGCAGUGGAGGCACGGCAACCACUCGGGCACCUCGAAGGAACACUCAGUAUCUGCAGAUGUUCCCACACCAAAGGUUUGGCAUAAGUGGCCUUGUGCCUUACCACCAGCAAGGCCAGACAUUUUUCUCAUGUGGGGCAUUUGCAGGUGAAAGAAUCUUCCAGAAUGUAGCAGCAGUGGCAUAUGCACUUACCCGCAUCAACACCAAUGAUGCUGGGGUAGGUCUAGGUGCUGUGCUCUUUGAUUACUGUGAUCGCACUGAGCGAGCAAGGGAGAGAGUCUUUAGCUUCUUCUCUGGUGAGGCUCAGGAAGGUGACAGUGGCCUGCUGCUUGGGCCAGGUCACAUAGUGGCCUCAGUAUCUCUAGAUGAUGAAGCUGCAGAGGCAGUUUCCAACAUUUUGGCAGCAAAUCACAUCCCACACUUCAGCUCACCUGUUGGUAGUAUUCACCUUGGUGACCGCACUGAUGAGACCAUCUUAACUAGUGUGCCGUCACGAACUGCCGAGCUUCGGGCACUUCUGGCAGUGGCACGCAGCUUUGGAUGGACUUUCCUUAGUGUGGUGUAUGAUAAUGAUGAAGAUGGAAGAUUCCUCAUGGAAACGUUUCGACAAAUGGCUUGGGCUGAAGAUGUGUGCCUUGGAGAUUCCCUGGGCAUGCCUCAGCGAGUGUCUGAGGAAUAUGCACGACAGGUGGUGGAAACUCUCGCAGCUGGCUGGAAACCCCAUGUCGUGGUGCUUCUGAUGGAUGCUGCUGACAACAUCCGUAUGGUUGUACAGGCAGCUGAACGGCUCGGCCACGCAGAGCGCUUCACCUUCCUGGCUGGACCUGCAUGGGGCAACAAACCAGCUGUCACUGGAAACUUGAAUAGAGCAUCUGCUGGAGCCCUCACCCUCACCACUGAAACCUAUGACCUUCCUGACUUUCGUUCCUUUGUGGCCAACUUAACAUUGGAUUACCAUGCACCAAUUCCAGAUGAGUGGUUUGAAGAGUAUUUCCAGUAUAAGUUCCAGUGCCGCUUGUCUGCCAGCAGUCGAGUUCAGCGGCAGUUUGUGAGAGAGUGUCUUGGCACAGAGCACGUACAUGCUGAUGAGCUGGUGCAGGAUCCCUUUGUCUUCCACACAGUGCUGGCCAUCAAUGCUGUGGCUCAUGGUCUUGACAAUUACCUCACCCAACAUUGUGCUGAGGCUCAAACCAUUGAAGAGUGUGAAGUAGUCCAGCCAGAGCUGCUGCUGGAAAUACAGCGGCAGAGCAGACUGACUCUCAACAACACUGCCAGUCAUGGUGAUGCAGAUGCCUAUGGGUACCAUCUCUGGAACUAUCGCAAGUUGGGAGCUGAAUAUGGAUAUGUUAGUGCUGGUGGUUGGCAGAAUGGCCAUUUACGUUUAGAGAAACCUGGCCUAGAGUUCAAAAUAGGAGGCUUCCCUCCAGAUUCUAGCUGCCAAGGAGGGGCAUGUGUGGAGGUGUGUGCUCCCCAGUCACCAGUGUAUGCAGCCAUGGCCCUGCCUAAACCUCUUCCCAUUGACUUCAACUUCCACACAGUGUAUGGCAUCACCACAGCCGUGCUUAGCCUGUUAGGGGUUAUGGCCUCACUAUCCUCCCUCAUCUACCUCAUGGCCACCUUCCCCCCUGCUGCUGGAGCUCCUGUGUUGGGCUGCCUUGUGCUCACUGGCUGCUUCAUGGUCUUUGCUGCAAACUUUGCCCUCAUCUUCCAACCUACUGCAGGAACAUGUGCUGUGCGCAGAUUCCUGCCAGGUUUGGCCUAUGCUCUCAUAUAUGCUUCAUUGCUGGUAAAGGCACUCCAUGCCUAUCGUCUGGCCUCAGUUUCUGCUACUCGAGACAACAGCAGCAACAGUGACAGUGGUAGCAGUGGAAAAAAUCCUCUCUUGGCCAGGAUGUGUGGCCAAAUUGUGGUGACACUAGCAUUAGUUGUGGUUCAGCUGGUACUGGGCAUAGCCUGGCUUACCCUUUACCCUCCUGAGGUGGACCUAUUGGCUGAUACCUGGUAUUGUUCCCCAGCAGAGGAGUUUGAGGCAGAAUUGGUCACUUCUCUGGCCUAUGUGAUGGUACUACUGGCUGCCACAGCAGGCCUGUGCCUGGAAGCAUGGCACUCUGGCAUAGCCUCCAAGGAGACACGUUGGAUGUUAGUAGCAUCACUCUUCUCCAUAGUCAGCUGGUGUGUGUGGACAGUGGCUGCCACACAGGCACCACGCCACCUCAGAGAUCCAUCCAUGGUGAUAGGCAACCUAGUUUCAGCCUCUAUAGUGUUGGUGCUCCUGAUGGUGCGUCAGGUGCACCUCUACAGCCAGUUCAGCCGUGAUGUGAAGGAGUUGGAGAUGCGGUCACACUACACAGCGGCCACCUCUCUGUGCAAUGCUUCACUCAAUGCACAAAAGGUGCCCCCUGAUGGCAGCCCUCGCCUUCCUCCCGGCCUAGAUCUUGGUGGGCCUGGUAUGCCCACCCGCCAGUUUGUAGGAGACCAGGAGGUGAGCUUCCGGACAGUGACUCUUCCCCCAGAAGUUCCGCACAGUCGCUUGUCCUCCUGCCACUCCGCUGCUACCUCUCGCCGCUCCCUCCGACUCUCCCUCUCUGAUGAACUCCCAGAUGACCUUCUCUUUGGUUUUGAGUCAUCUGAGGAAGACUUUCCCAUUGAUGCGCAGCACCCUAGUGACCCAGAGGAGGGGGCAACUGGGAGUGGGGAAGGGAGAGAUGGAGAGCGUGAGGGACGCCUGCCAUCCAUUCGUCGUGUGGGGUCAAGGCAGAUGCUGGUCUUCCUUACUGAUGGAAAUACUAUAGGAGAUGUGUCAAGGAUCUAGAUUAAUGCUGACUUCUGUGACACACAACAGGAAUUAAAGACUAAACAAGUCAGACAGAGUUUAAGGAAAUCCUCUGAUCUGUUCAGUAAUGAUGAAAAAGACUGAUUAAAGAAAACAUUGAAGAGCAGUGCAGCACUACAUUUGCUACAUCUGUGACUACUUCCUUCCCUCAUUAAAAAGAAAAGCAGUUACUGAAGUGAAGUCACCAUACUAAGUGGAGAUAUUAUUGAAAGUAGGAGAGUUAUCAAAUGUAUGAAAAAUUUACCUGGCCCCAGUUCUUGAAAAUGAAAACAGUUGCCAGUGUGGUGUGAAAAUUGUCAAAAAAUCCCUCACAUGAUGUGUAGCCAUGAUAAGAAAAAGAUGCCAUAAAUCUUUUCAUUUGGUUCAUAAACUCCAAUACUAUUAGUAUUGAAUCACGUGAAAUCACAUUGUGCAACACACCUUCCCAAGGAAGACAUCAUCCUAAAAAAUAGGGCAAAAAAUAAAAAAUCUUGGGGACAGAAUUUAUAGAUGUAUAUCUGCAGUAAUAAAGCUGAUGUAUUGGGACCUUGUUGGUUAGUGACUUGAAGAUAUAAAAGCAACGAACAGUUGAUGCAUUUAUGUAAGCCAUGUUUAAAGACUUCUCACCUUCACCAGUGCUUGUAAGAUUGUAAGAAAAAAUAAGGCUCCACCAUUGGACCUUUUCUAUAUUUGUGCCAGAAGAGGAUUUACUUUUUUCUCGCCCUCUAUGUCAUUUGGUCUCAGGCUGGUGGAUGGGACUAAUGAUGAAAAUAUAUUUUUUUAUGUAUAUAAAUGUAUGUACUGUAUGUAACUUCAUAGGAAUAUUUGUGCCUUCACAGCUUUGUACUUUUGCAGUGUGAAUACAUUUUGUCAAAUCACCUUGACAGCUCAUCAAAGCUUCUUGUGGAAUUGAUAAGGAAUGAGUAGAUUAAGAAUACUGUCAUUAAGCAACUGAUGUUUCCUUCAUUACUUGUCCAGAUUCACUGACCAUUGCAGGAUGGAAAUGAAUGGGGAGAAGGAGACACUAAGAGGUGCUCAUUUUCUCCAGCAUACACUGUAGAAAGGACUAUAAUCUCCAAGACAUGAAAGGGGUAGACUUUGUUUUAUAUUGCCUCUAUUAUGUAAAAGAUAAAAAAAUUAAACAUUCUCUCUCUCUCUCUCUCUCUCUCUCUCUCUCUCUCUCUCUCUCUCUCUCUCUCUCUCUCUCUCUCUCUCUCUCUCUCUCUCUCUCUCUCUCUCUCUCUCUCUCUCAUUGAGAUAGAAAGUAGAAUGCUGUCUUGUCUUGUUUGAGUUCUCUGUUGCAACACACUGGAAUGCAGAGACAUGCAUACUUACUCAAAAUCCUCAUGUCCCUUAUCCUGGUGAUAGAAAGCAACACAUAAACUGUUUCCCUUCCUCCAACUUGCAUCCUUCCAGUGUUUAUUUCAGAGUUAGUGUUUCAUCAUGGACUUCAUUAGGAAAUGUCAAUAUUUAUAUGUGAUAUAUAUUAUAUUCUGCAUCUUUAGCUGUGGCAUAAAGACAUACUGUGUAUAUAAUGAAAAGCUUUUUGAUGCCAUGUUAUGACUGUAUAUAGGUUAAAAUUAUUUUACAUAAAAAAGGCAUUUAAUGUAUAUUUUGCAUUUAUAUGAAUGUGAUAUAAAUGAUGUUUAAAAAAAAAAUUUGUAUGUUCAACACAACCUAUAAUGGGGAUUCAGUGUUAUUCUUAGAAAGUAUAAAGAAAAGUUUAAAGUGAGAAUGGGAUUUAGGACAGUUAAAGAAAGAUGAAAUUUAUUUUAUUUAUGAAGGAGAGUAAAAAAUUCAUAGAACUAGAAAGGGAAAAUCAAUGUGAAGCUUACAUGAGAUGUGACACAGGCACCACAUGAGUUUAUGAGGUGAGGGGGGCAGGCACAGCAAAAUUGUGAGUGAGAGAGAGUAUUUGAAAGACUGAUAAGACGCAAUUCCCAGAUGAAGUAAAUUAAACUACUGUAAUGAAUAAUUUUCCAAAAGUUACUUAGAGUCAGUGAAAUGUGAAUAAUAAGAUGGUGUAAGACUGGUGGAGCAAACUUGCAAGAGGAAAAAUUAUGUACAUAAGGAAUAUGAACUCAU